Musa acuminata AAA Group (dessert banana) is the source of this 1510-nucleotide messenger RNA. RefSeq names its product protein HAIKU1. The transcript is spliced from 2 exons. The record is from RefSeq and is a predicted model, not a curated record. The coding region runs from base 184 to 1170 and encodes 328 amino acids. NCBI's taxonomy places the organism in Eukaryota, Viridiplantae, Streptophyta, Magnoliopsida, Zingiberales, Musaceae.
ACCGGUCAAACGAGAGGCGAGGCAACUCAACCACCAUUCGGAUGCGUCUUCGCAACCUCAGCUUAAAGGAAAGCACAGGUGAAGGCUGGGAAAAUCCAGCAAGGGGGAGGGCCGCUCGGGCACGAAGAUCCAAUAGGAAAGAAGGUCAUAGGAAAGAAGGUCUUGCGAAGAGGAGGCACAAGUAUGGAUCAGUCGAGAAAUAAUCACUACCAUCAUCAUCAACAGCAACAAAAUCUGGGAGUCAACAAGCUGAGCAAGAACAUCCGCAAGAGCCCUCUCCACCAGCCAAACUACUACUCCAACCAAAACCCACCGCAGCUGCAGCAGCAACAACCACCACCGCCACCGCCGCCGCAGGUGUACAACAUCAGCAAGAACGACUUCCGCAGCAUCGUGCAGCAGCUCACCGGCACCCCCUCCCGCGACAGCAGCCCCGGCGCCGCCCCCGCCAAUUCCCGGCCUCAGCAUCGCCCGCCGCAGCCGAGGUCCCCCAGCACCCGCCUCCAGAAGAUCCGCCCCCCGCCGCUCGCCCCCAUCGCCCGGCCGCCUCACCCUCCUCUCCGCCCCGUCGCUGCCGCCGCCCAGCCUCCUCCCCGGUAUCCGCCCCCUGUGCCUUACCGAAACCCUAACUCUAAUUUGCUCCCGGUGCCGAUUCCUCACCCCAAUUCGAACCCUUCUUCCUCCUUCCCCCGUCCCUCGCCCUCCGCCGGCGCUGCCUGGGCUGAAUCGCCCGUCUCCGCCUACAUGCGCUAUCUCGAGAGCUCCCUCCUCGGUUCCGACACGUCCCGCCACCCUCAGCCGCAGCCGCCGAUGCCCCCCUUUCCGUCCCCAGGGUUGCUGCCCUCCCCGCGCCCGCUCGUCCUGCCAUCCCCGAGAGGGAUCACGAAUUCCAGCUCGCUGCCCCUCCCUCCUACUCCAUCAGCAUCACCCUUGCCGCUGCCUUCUCCAAGCGCAUUCCUGAACCUAUCACCUUAUCCACUGCUUUCGCCAGGGUUUCUGUACCCUCCCACUCCCAACUUCGCCUUCUCUCCGUUGGCCCAAUCGGGGAUACUGGGGGCUGGACCAGGAGCCGGGCCGCAGCCACCACCGUCUCCCCUCGGGUUCUUGUUCCCGCAAUCCCCCUCGGGAUUCUUGCCCAUUCUGAGCCCCAGAUGGAGGGACAUGUUGUAGCUGCAACGAGCGAACCGUGUUCAUCACAUCACCAUCUUUCCUUGAAACACAUAGCAAGGAGGAACAUUUCUUCUGCAUCAGAAGUAAUCUAUGAAUCUGACCAAAGAUCUAACCCAAGUGUCGAAGGAGAUGUGGAUAGCCAUUGGUUGAGCGAAUGACUCUGGAUAUAUAGUCAACCUGAGCUUCUGGGAGGGUGAAGGUGUACCAGGAAAUGAGGCAGGUGAAAUAUAGUCUACUUUUGACUUCUCGUGCUUCAUGUUUGUAUUGACUUACUUUACUACUAAUGAUCUCAUAAUGUUAUACUUUCAUGUUUUCUCAAAGUAGUAAUUCUUGUGUGAGA